This is a messenger RNA of Brassica napus (rape), 1857 nucleotides long. RefSeq names its product mitochondrial substrate carrier family protein B-like. Bases 578 to 1585 code for a protein of 335 amino acids. The record is from RefSeq and is a predicted model, not a curated record. NCBI's taxonomy places the organism in Eukaryota, Viridiplantae, Streptophyta, Magnoliopsida, Brassicales, Brassicaceae. Gene Ontology annotation, biological process: transmembrane transport. The transcript has 7 exons.
UUCAAAAUUUUCGGGGAUUUAAAGCGAAUGUUUUAUAUUUGGUCCAUGACCGGCUGUGAUCCUAAUUCUACGUUUAGAGGGAAAGGAAAACUCAUAACCAAGAAAGAUGUUUUCUAUAAACAAGAAACACGUGCUGGUCUAGUAGGAGAGGUGACGAUAAAUAUCUUCUUCUUACAACGUUUUCAAAUUCGUACCACCUAACCGGCUUUCAGAUCGAGUGGAUGUGGAAAAGCAACUGUAAAUCAUUACAGAGCAACCAUAUUCCGACAAAAGGUAAAAAGUAAAAAACAAUUGAAGAAGAAAGAGGUAACGAUCACGUGGCGGCAAACCGCUCGUUGCAUCAAAAACGCAGUCGUUUUAAUGUUGCCGUGAGGGUGGGUGUGGCGUUGGAAACAAGCGUACAAGCUGAGAAAAGUAACCGAAUAGAAAGAAAAAGAAAUUGGAGAAAAGAGGCAUACAAAAAGAAGAGAUUACAGACCAAAGCAAACACCAUUUCAAACAUCUCUCGACCGAUUCUUCUUCAUCAAAGUUUGAAUCUUUUUCAAGUGGGUAUUGUAUAAUCUCUCCGGCGGCGAAAAUGGUGAUGCGGACGGAAGCUAGGGUCAGUGUAAGCUCAGGUCAAAGCGUCGUCGGCAACAAAGCCUCCUCUCAUCGUCUAACGCAAGAUCAGAGAUCUCACAUUGAAUCGGCUUCUCAGCUCUUAGCCGGAGGAAUCGCCGGAGCUUUUAGCAAAACUUGCACCGCCCCUCUCUCUCGCCUCACCAUCCUCUUCCAGGUACAAGGAAUGCACACAAAUGCAGCAGCUUUAAAAAAGCCGAGCAUAUUACACGAGGCUUCACGGAUAUUGAACGAAGAAGGGCUCAAGGCUUUCUGGAAAGGGAACCUUGUUACCAUCGCUCAUCGCCUUCCUUAUUCCUCUGUCAAUUUCUACACUUAUGAACACUACAAGAAGUUCCUGUAUAUGGUAACUGGGAUGGAAAACCACAGGGAGAGUAUAAGCUCAAACGUGUUUGUGCAUUUUGUAGCCGGUGGUUUGGCUGGUAUCACUGCUGCUUCUGCUACUUAUCCUCUUGAUCUCGUUAGAACUCGUCUUGCCGCUCAGACAAAAGUAAUCUACUAUACCGGUAUCUGGCAUACGCUCCGCACUAUCAGCACUGAUGAAGGUAUCUUGGGGCUCUACAAGGGACUUGGAACAACGCUUGUGGGUGUUGGGCCUAGUAUUGCCAUUAGCUUUUCUGCGUAUGAAUCUUUGAGAUCUUAUUGGAUGUCAAACAGGCCUCAUGAUUCUCCUGUAGUGGUCAGUCUAGCUUGUGGAAGUCUUUCAGGCAUGGCAUCUUCAACAGCUACGUUUCCAUUGGAUCUGGUGAGGAGAAGGAAGCAGCUAGAAGGCAUUGGUGGGAGAGCGGUUGUUUACAAGACGGGUUUGUUCGGGACAUUGAAGCGUAUUAUCAAGACAGAAGGAGUGAGAGGUUUGUACAGAGGGAUUCUUCCGGAGUACUACAAAGUGGUUCCUGGUGUUGGGAUUUGCUUCAUGACAUACGAGACGCUCAAGCUUUACUUCAUGGAUCUUUCCUCAAAGCUCUAGACAGGUUUUUAUGUUGUAGAAUUCUUAGGUCUAUUUUUCGUGAAAAGUCAAAACUGUAAAAGCAGAGGAUGGAGGAUAAUAUACGAAACUAUAGUAGAAAAUUUAUAUGUAUUUUUGGUUAUAUCCAGUGAGUUCUUUUUAACAUGUUACAGUCCUAGUUAAUAGUCCAUGUCAUCAACAAACACAGUGCUUUUUGUUGAACUUUUUGCAAAGGAUAUGAUGUUUUUUUUUUUACCAGAAGGGAUAAAGUAUAUGAUAUGAGUUGUUUGAUC